AUGACGGGCUCGGGGGACAGGGACGAUGACGGGCUCGGGGGCGACGAUGACGACGGGCUCGGGGACGACGGUGACGACGAGGAGGAAUGGAUCGGCGAUGGUGGCGCGGGGAAAAUGGGAGAGUGCCGCCAACCCUAUAUAAUCUCCUCCCCACGCACGCCGCCAGCUUUCCCCCGCCCACAGCCUCCAAACCCUCCCCAAACCCGAAACCCACCAGCGGCGGCACAGCGCGAGGAGAGGAGAAGGAAGACGGUGAAGUUCCUGAAGCCGGGCAAGGCGGUGAUCCUGCUGCAGGGCAGGUACGCCGGGAAGAAGGCAGUGAUCGUGCGCGUGUUCGAGGAGGGCACUCGCGACCGCCCCUACGGGCACUGCCUGGUCGCCGGCCUUGCCAAAUACCCGAAGAAGGUGAUCCGCAAGGACUUGGGCAAGAAGACGGCCAAGAAGUCCCGCGUCAAGGUCUUCCUCAAGCUCGUCAACUUCACCCACCUCAUGCCCACCCGCUACACCCUCGACGUCGACCUCAAGGAGGUGGUCUCAGGCGCCCCCGACUCCCUCACCACCAAGGACAAGAAGCUCACCGCCGCCAAGUCCGCCAAGGCCAAGCUCGAGGAGAGGUUCAAGACCGGCAAGAACAUGUGGUCCUUCACGAAGCUCCUGGUCACCUGA
Molecule: messenger RNA, 666 nt
Organism: Hordeum vulgare subsp. vulgare (domesticated barley)
Lineage: Eukaryota; Viridiplantae; Streptophyta; Magnoliopsida; Poales; Poaceae
Product: 60S ribosomal protein L27-3-like
Exons: 3
Coding region: 1-666 (221 amino acids)
Biological process (GO): translation
Cellular component (GO): ribosome; cytosolic large ribosomal subunit
Molecular function (GO): structural constituent of ribosome
Source: RefSeq, a predicted model, not a curated record